This is a messenger RNA of Elaeis guineensis (African oil palm), 1688 nucleotides long. Its product is annotated as mitochondrial fission 1 protein A. Gene Ontology annotation, biological process: autophagy of mitochondrion; mitochondrial fission; peroxisome fission. The record is from RefSeq and is a predicted model, not a curated record. Lineage: Eukaryota; Viridiplantae; Streptophyta; Magnoliopsida; Arecales; Arecaceae. Gene Ontology annotation, cellular component: peroxisomal membrane; mitochondrial outer membrane. Gene Ontology annotation, molecular function: protein binding.
UGCUUCCCUCUCUCCUCUAUUCCUCUCCAAUCCCCACCCCGCUUCCAUCAUCGGAAACCCCCAAAAACCCUAGCUUUUGAUCCGACUGUAAGCAUAGCACCGCCAUGGACGUCAAGAUCGGCAAGUUAUUCCAGUCCGUCGGUUCCUUCUUCAGCGGCGGCGAUAACAUCCCCUGGUGCGAUGGCGACAUCAUCGCCGGACAGGAAGAUUUGGUGAUUGUGGUGUCAAUUUGCUGUCGAUAGAAGAAUGUGCUGAUAAAUGAUCUUGACUUUGUCUUUGGUCAUUGUAUCCGUUUCCAUUGAUUGGAUUGUUAAAGCCUUUACCAAUUUCAGCAUCGGUGGCCACUUGAGAAGUAGGAACGAGUGCUACCACUGUAGUACUGAAUGGGAGCUGGUUGUGAGAGAGAGGUUGCUGAGAGUGGGAGCCAAGAACAACAGAGUGAAAGUCUUAUGAGGUUAUCUUGGGCUCUUGUUCAUUCAAGACAACCUGAAGAUGUGAAUCGUGGAAUAGCUAUGCUUGAAGCUUCCUUGGACGGUUCGAGCAGCCCACUGCAAACUAGAGAGAAGCUAUAUUUAUUAGCUGUUGGAUAUUACAGAAAUGGAAACUAUUCAAAAAGUCGGCAGCUCCUGGAGCACUGUUUGGAGAUCGCACCAGAUUGGCGGCAGGCUCUGACUUUUAAAAAAGUGGUGGAAGAUCGAAUUGCCAAAGAUGGUGUGAUCGGCAUAGGGAUUGCUGCAAUUGCUGUGGGACUGUUGGUCGGGGGAAUUGCUGCUCUGGCGGCCCGGAAGAAAUUUCUUGGAAGAUUACUUGCCUCCUAAUGACAGAUGCUCUGCUCUGAAUGUGAUGAAGUUUCGAGUUUAUUAAGGCCUCCGAAGUAUCACUUUAGGAAGUUGGUUUACGCUGGGAAAGCAGCUAUAGCUCAGGAAUUCUUCUGAAGCAGGCAUACUGAUGUCGAGAGGACGCAACCAUCCAAGAGCCUGUUGAUUUAAUCGUUCCUCGCCUCUCCCACCGAUACUCUGCAAAACGGCAGGAACUCUUGUUAGAUAUUUUCAAAAUAAUACUCAUUGAUUGUGCUGGAGGAGGAUGGAUCUCUCAACACAAGAAGGGGAGGUUGUGAAGUACCGUACUAUAGUUCUUUUUAAGCCGAUAUGGAAAGAUCCCAAGGACCCUGGCCUGCGCGAUCUCCGCUUUCCUGGAGGGUAACCUUCACACAGGAGAAAGUUAUUUUUUUUUUUUAGUGAAAGAGAAGCAGAGAGUAUGCCACCCGCCUUUUAUUACUAAAAAAUAUUUACAAAGGAGAGAGUAGAAUAAAACAGAGUACAAGAAAACAAAUCAAGAACGCGUAAGAGGAUAAGAGCAACGAUUGACGGCAGGAAAUUGAAAAAAGAGGAUGGGGUUUCCACCUGAAUGUCUUAACUAAAGUGAUAAUGCUACAAGCUUUGAAGCUAUUUUUAUAUUCAAACUUUACAUCUUUCUUUCCCUCCUUCCAACAACAGCUCAGAUCUUCCCCUCGCUCCAACAAGGGGAACCUUGACGAUGUCAAACCACCCAAUGUUGCUGUUGGACCAGAGUUUGGAAAGCCUCGAAUUUUCUUAUUUUUCUUGUGUUGUUGAUUUAGGUUAUACAUUCAAAACUGUGAUCUAUGCAAUUCAUUUGAAUCAAAACUGUGAUCUAUGCAAUGGAGUUAA